GGAGGACUGUGUUCUCGUUGGUUGGAGGCCCAGAGCGGCCCGCGUGGGGCCGCUCUAGCGCACGCUUCCGGCCUCUCUCUGGUGGGACUUCCGGGACCGCGUGCGGACUAACGGCGGUGGGGGGCACCCCAAAAAUUUGGGGGGGGCGCCAUGUACGCCGUGUACAAACAAGCCCACCCCCCCACGGGGUUGGAAUUUGCCAUGUUCUGCAACUUCUUCUCCAACGCCGAGCGCAAUUUGGUGGUGGCCGGGACCUCCCAGCUCUACGUUUAUCGCCUCAACCACGACUGCGAGACGGGCACUAAAGGAGACAGAAACACCGAGGGUAAAGGGCACAAAGAGAAGCUGGAGCUCAUGGCCUCCUUCUCCUUCUUCGGCAACGUCAUGUCCAUGGCCAGUGUCCAGCUGGCGGGGGCCAAGCGUGACGCGCUGCUCCUCAGCUUCAAGGACGCCAAACUCUCCGUGGUGGAGUACGACCCCGGCACCCACGACCUGAAGACUCUUUCCCUUCACUACUUCGAGGAGCCGGAGCUGCGGGACGGCUUCGUGCAGAACGUGCACAUCCCACGGGUGCGCGUGGACCCCGACGGGCGCUGCGCAGUGAUGCUGAUCUACGGCACGCGGCUCGUGGUGCUGCCCUUCCGGCGCGACUCGCUCAGCGACGAGCACGACGGCCCCGUGGGAGAGGGGAAAUCCAGUUUCCUACCCGACUACAUCAUCGACGUGCAGCUGGACGAGAAGCUGCUCAACAUCAUCGACAUGCAGUUCCUGCACGGCUACUACGAGCCCACCCUCCUCAUCCUCUUCGAGCCCAACCAGACAUGGCCGGGGCGCGUGGCCGUGCGCCAGGACACCUGCAGCAUCGUGGCCAUUUCGCUCAACAUCACGCAGAAGGUCCAUCCCGUCAUCUGGUCGCUCAGCAACCUGCCCUUCGACUGCACGCAGGCGCUGCCGGUCCCCAAGCCCAUCGGGGGGGUCGUGAUCUUCGCCGUCAACUCGCUGCUGUACCUGAACCAGAGCUGUUUGGGGUUGGUUUGGGGUGGUUUGGGUUGGUUUGGGUUCGUUUGGGGUUGGUUUGGGUUGGUUUGGGGUUGGUUUGGGUUGGUUUGGGUUGGUUUGGGGUUGGUUUGGGUUGUUUUGGGGUUGGUUUUGGUUGGUUUGGUUGGUUUGGGGUUGUUUUGGGGUUGGUUUGGGUUGGUUUGGGUUGGUUGGGGUUGGUUUGGGUUGGUUGGGGAGUGUGACGCUGUGUCCCCAGGGGUGCAGGAGGGGGUGCGGAUGACGCUGGACUGUGCCCAGGCCACCUUCAUCUCCUAUGACAAGAUGGUCAUCUCGCUCAAAGGGGGCGAGAUCUACGUCCUGACGCUGAUCACCGACGGGAUGCGCAGCGUCCGCUCCUUCCACUUCGACAAGGCGGCCGCCAGCGUCCUCACCACCUGCAUGGUGACGCUGGAGCCCGGGUACCUGUUCCUGGGGUCCCGGUUGGGGAACUCGCUGCUGCUCAAGUACACGGAGAAGCUGCAGGAGCCGCCGCCCGCGGGCAGGGACGGGAACGACCGGCCUGAGGAGCCCCCCGUGAAGAAGAAACGUGCAGAGCCCGCGGGGACAUGGGCAGGCGGGCAGGCGGCGCAGGACGAGGUGGACGAGAUUGAGGUUUACGGCUCCGAGGCGCAGUCAGGCACCCAACUGGCCACCUUCUCCUUCGAGGUGUGCGACAGCAUCCUCAACAUCGGGCCCUGCGCCAACGCGGCCAUGGGGGAGCCGGCCUUCCUGUCCGAGGAGUUCCAGAGCAGCCCUGAGCCCGACCUGGAGAUCGUCCUGUGCUCCGGCUACGGCAAGAACGGCGCCCUCACCGUGCUGCAGAGGAGCGUCCGGCCACAGGUGGUGACAACGUUCGAGCUGCCGGGAUGUCACGACAUGUGGACGGUCAUCGCGCCCCAGCGCAGGGAGGAGCCGAGUGACACGGCACCGGGGGAGGACAGCGAGAAGGAGACACCGUCCCCCGCGUCCCCCGAGGAGGACGGCAAGCGGCACGGCUUCCUCAUCCUCAGCCGUGAGGACUCCACCAUGAUCCUGCAGACGGGGCAGGAGAUCAUGGAGCUGGACACCAGCGGCUUCGCCACCCAGGGCCCCACCGUGUUCGCCGGGAACAUCGGGGACAACCGGUACAUCGUGCAGGUGUCACCGCUCGGCAUCCGCCUGCUCGAGGGAGUGACGCAGCUGCACUUCGUCCCGGUGGACCUGGGGUCCCCCAUCGUUCACUGCGCGCUGGCCGACCCGUUCGGCGUCAUCCUGAGCGCCGAGGGACACGUCACCAUGUUCGUGCUCAAGAGCGACACCUACGGGGGGCGCACCCACCGCCUGGCGCUGCAGAGACCCCCGCUGCACCCCCAACCCAAGGUGAUCGCGCUGUGCCUGUACCGCGACGUCAGUGGGAUGUUCACCACCGAGAGCCGCGUCCCCGGGCCCCGCGACGACGUCCCCCCCCGCGCCCCCGCCGAGGCCGAGACCCUCAUCCAGGACAUCAGUGACACGGUGGAUGACGAGGAGGAGAUGCUGUACGGGGACUCGGGGACGCUGUUCAGCCCGGCCCGGGAGGAGCCGCGGCGCGGCGCCAACCCCCCCGCCGAGCGGCAGCCCCCCCAGCAGCGGCCCGAGCCCACGCACUGGUGUGUGCUGGUGCGGGAGAACGGCGCCAUGGAGCUGUACCAGCUGCCGGAGUGGCGCCUGGUGUUCCUGGUGAAGAACUUCCCGGUGGGGCAGCGGGUGCUGGUGGACUCGUCCUUCGGGCAGGCGGCCGUGGGGACGCAGGGGACACAGGGGACAGGGGACGGCAAGGAGGGGACACGCCAGGGGGACCUGCCGCUGGUCAAGGAGGUGCUGCUGGUGGCACUGGGGCACCGCCAGAGCCGCCCCUACCUGCUGGUUCACGUGGAGCAGGAGCUGCUGAUCUACGAGGCCUUUGGGCACGACUCACAGCUGGGCCAGAACAACCUCAAAGUGCGCUUCAAAAAGGUCCCCCACAACAUCAACUUUCGGGAGAAAAAGCCCAAACCGUCCAAAAAGAAGCCGGAGGCGGCGGGGAGCGAGGAGCCGGGGGGGCCGCGCGGGCGCGUCGCGCGCUUCCGCUACUUCGAGGACAUCUACGGAUAUUCGGGGGUGUUCAUUUGUGGGCCCAACCCGCACUGGCUGCUGGUGACGGGCCGGGGAGCGCUGCGCCUGCACCCCAUGGCCAUCGACGGCCCCGUCGACUCCUUCGCCCCCUUCCACAACGUCAACUGCCCCCGUGGCUUCCUCUACUUCAACAGGCAGGGGGAGCUGCGGAUCAGCGUCCUCCCCGCGUACCUGUCGUACGACGCGCCCUGGCCCGUGCGCAAGAUCCCGCUGCGCUGCACCGCGCACUACGUGGCCUACCACGUCGAGUCCAAGGUUUACGCCGUGGCCACCAGCGUGAUCAACCCCUGCACCCGCAUCCCCCGCAUGACGGGCGAGGAGAAGGAGUUCGAGAGCAUCGAGCGCGAUGAUAGGUACGUGCCCCCGCAGCAGGAGGCAUUUUCCAUCCAGCUGAUCUCCCCGGUGAGCUGGGAGACCAUCCCCAACACGCGGAUCGAGCUGGAGGAGUGGGAACAUGUCACCUGCAUGAAGACGGUGUCACUGCGCAGCCAGGAGACUGUGUCGGGGCUCAAGGGCUACGUGGCCGUGGGGACGUGUCUCAUGCAGGGCGAGGAGGUCACCUGCCGUGGCAGGAUCCUGAUCAUGGACGUGAUCGAGGUGGUGCCGGAGCCGGGGCAGCCGCUCACCAAGAACAAGUUCAAGGUUCUGUACGAGAAGGAGCAGAAGGGGCCAGUGACAGCCCUGUGUCAUUGCCACGGCUACCUUGUGUCCGCCAUCGGCCAGAAGAUCUUCCUGUGGAGCCUGCGUGCGGGGGAGCUGACGGGCAUGGCGUUCAUCGACACCCAGCUCUACAUCCACCAGCUCAUCAGCGUCAAGAGCUUCAUCCUGGCCGGGGACCUGGUGAAGAGCAUCUGCCUCCUGCGCUACCAGGAGGGCAGCAAGACGCUGUCCCUCGUCAGCCGGGACGCGAAGCCCUUGGAGGUCUAUAGUGUGGACUUCAUGGUGGACAGCGGCCAGCUGGGCUUCCUGGUGUCCGACCGCGACCGCAACCUGCUGGUGUACAUGUACCUGCCCGAAGCCAAGGAGAGCUUCGGGGGGCUGCGGCUGCUGCGCCGCGCCGAUUUCCACGUGGGCGCGCACGUGAACACGUUCUGGCGCACGCCGUGCCGGGGUGGCGGCGACGGGCCCCGCAGGACCAGCGCCUGGGACAACAAGCACAUCACCUGGUUCGCGACGCUGGACGGGGGGCUGGGGCUGCUGCUGCCCAUGCAGGAGAAAACCUACCGGAGGCUGCUGAUGCUGCAGAACGCGCUGGGCAGCGCCCUGGCCCACCACGCGGGACUGAACCCACGGGCCUUCAGGCUGCUGCACACGGAGCGGCGGGCGCUGCAGAACGCGGUGCGGAACGUGCUGGACGGGGAGCUGCUGCAGCGCUACCUGUACCUGAGCACCAUGGAGCGCGCCGAGCUGGCCAAGAAGAUCGGCACCACCCCCGACAUCAUCCUGGACGACCUGCUGGAGAUCGACCGCGUGACGGCGCAUUUUUGAGAGACCCCCCCCCAGAAAUACAUUUUAUAAAGAACCGGGACCCCC
This is a messenger RNA of Columba livia (rock pigeon), 4704 nucleotides long. RefSeq names its product cleavage and polyadenylation specific factor 1 (gene CPSF1). Lineage: Eukaryota; Metazoa; Chordata; Aves; Columbiformes; Columbidae. Gene Ontology annotation, cellular component: mRNA cleavage and polyadenylation specificity factor complex; nucleus. The record is from RefSeq and is a predicted model, not a curated record. Gene Ontology annotation, molecular function: nucleic acid binding; protein binding.